CACCAAAUUUUUCUUUGCAGAGAUGCUGAAGAUGCAGUUUAUGGAAGGAAUGGUUAUGAUUAUGGCCAGUGUCGACUUCGUGUGGAGUUCCCCAGAGCUUAUGGAGGUCGGGGUGGGUGGCCCCGUGGUGGGAGGAAUGGACCUCCUACAAGAAGAUCUGAUUUCCGAGUUCUUGUUUCAGGACUUCCUCCCUCAGGAAGCUGGCAGGACCUGAAGGAUCACAUGCGAGAAGCUGGAGACGUCUGUUACGCAGAUGUGCAGAAGGAUGGAAUGGGGAUGGUUGAGUAUCUCAGAAAAGAAGACAUGGAGUAUGCCCUGCGUAAACUGGAUGACACCAAAUUCCGCUCUCAUGAGGGUGAAACUUCCUACAUCAGAGUUUAUCCAGAGAGAAGCACCAGCUAUGGCUACUCACGGUCUCGGUCUGGGUCAAGAGGCCGUGACUCUCCAUACCAAAGCAGGGGUUCCCCACACUACUUCUCUCCCUUCAGGCCCUACUGAAACAGGUGAUGGGGAUUUUUUUCUUUAUUUUUUUAGGUGAACUGAGCUGCAUUGUGCUCAGAAUUUACAUUCUAGAUUGAUGAUUUAGUGUCUUAGAAAAAUUUUUUAAUUUUUUUUAAAGGAAAUAAAAGUACAUAAUUUCUACCAGGGCCAUAUUAGCAGUGAAACAUUUUCAACUGCAGAAAUUGUGGUUUUGGUUCAGAAACAAGUUGUAUAUUUUUCACCCCUGAUUAUGGGGGGGAAAAAUCAGUGCUAUGUGUUUGUGGGUUGCUCUGCUAUGGAGAUCAGCAGUUACUGUGACUAAAUGGACCCAUUCUGUUUAGAAAUAUAUUUUAAAUGUUUCAUAAUU
Messenger RNA from Myotis brandtii (Brandt's bat), 847 nucleotides. RefSeq names its product serine/arginine-rich splicing factor 9 (gene SRSF9). Lineage: Eukaryota; Metazoa; Chordata; Mammalia; Chiroptera; Vespertilionidae. The transcript is spliced from 3 exons. Gene Ontology annotation, molecular function: mRNA binding. Gene Ontology annotation, cellular component: ribonucleoprotein complex; cytoplasm; nucleus. The record is from RefSeq and is a predicted model, not a curated record. The annotation marks the transcript as partial.